AUGGCAUUCUCUGCAAGUCAUAGCAAUUCACCGAUCCUCCUGAAGAAUCCCAUUAACGAUUUCAAAAAUCUCGUUAAAAUCCCAUCUGGGCACUUGAAAUUUUUUCCUAGGAAUACCCAAGCCCCAGUCCAUGCUACAAAAUCAGCUUUGGUGCAGCCAUUCACAUCUGAAGAAUCAAACUCCAAGUCGAUAGACAUGCCUUUACCCAUAUUCCAGUUUGAAGAAUACAUGACCAUGAAGGCAAAACAAGUUAACAGAGCACUCGAUGAGGCAGUGCCCUUGCAACUUCCGGUAAAAGUACAUGAAGCUAUGAGAUACUCUCUUCUCGCCGGCGGCAAGCGUGUCCGCCCAGUUUUAUGCAUUGCCUCAUGUGAAUUAGUGGGAGGAGAUGAAUCCUCAGCUAUGCCAAUCGCUUGUGCGCUAGAGAUGAUUCAUACGAUGUCGUUAAUUCACGAUGAUCUCCCGUGCAUGGACAAUGAUGAUCUUCGACGAGGAAAGCCGACAAAUCACAUAGUUUUUGGUGAAGAUACCGCAAUUCUUGCUGGUGAUGCUCUCCUCACCCUUGCCUUUGAACAUGUAGCGGCCAAGACGUUCAAUGUUUCACCUGACCGCGUGGUUCAAGCCAUUGCCGAACUAGGUUCAGCCGUUGGCUCAAAAGGGCUUGUGGCAGGGCAAAUUGUGGACAUUGACAGUGAAGGGAAAAAUGUGAGUUUGGCCGAAUUGGAAUACAUUCAUGUGCACAAAACUGCAAAGCUUUUGGAGGCAUCGGUGGUUUGCGGAGCAAUAAUGGGAGGAGGAAACAUGAUUGAUAUAGAAAGAGUUAGAAACUAUGCAAGGUGUAUAGGGUUGCUAUUUCAAGUUGUGGAUGAUAUAUUGGAUGUUACGAAGUCGUCUGCUGAAUUGGGGAAGACGGCUGGGAAGGAUUUGGUGAGCGAUAAGGCUACAUAUCCGAAGUUGAUGGGCAUCGACAAUGCUAAGAAACUUGCCACUGAACUGGUGGCUCAAGCCAUUGAAGAGCUUGCCUAUUUUGAAGAUGCCAGGGCUGCCCCAUUGUACCAUUUAGCUAACUAUAUUGCUAGUCGACAAAAUUAAUAAGUAAAAGUUGUAUUUCAUGUUGUUCUCUUCUUAUUUGAUUUGUAUGAUGACAAAUUAAAAUUUGUAUACAUGUCAUCGUUUGUCUGAUUAGAGUUUGAACUCUGGCUCCUGAACCUGAAGUAACACAAACAAUAAAAUUGG
Molecule: messenger RNA, 1236 nt
Organism: Pistacia vera
Lineage: Eukaryota; Viridiplantae; Streptophyta; Magnoliopsida; Sapindales; Anacardiaceae
Product: geranylgeranyl pyrophosphate synthase, chloroplastic-like
Exons: 1
Coding region: 1-1092 (363 amino acids)
Biological process (GO): isoprenoid biosynthetic process
Molecular function (GO): prenyltransferase activity
Source: RefSeq, a predicted model, not a curated record